AACUCCCUCAAGUACCAAUCCCCCAAGCACCACCAUCUCUUUGUAUCUAAUCUUCCUUGAGAGUUUUCUCCAUUCUCUCUUCUCUCUCAAAUGGGUAAUAGUACAAAGAGCCUUAGGAGUUGUUUCACUGUGAUAUUGUUUGUAAAACGUUUGGUGUCGAUGAUAGCUAAGCACAGCAGGCCAUGGCCUCCUUCAUUGCCACGGGAGCUUCAAUUCCUAGACGUGGCAGCUAGGCUUCGUGUUGACUCUGACACCAUUACCAUGGCCUCUACUGAUUUCGGCAAACUCAAUCGAGAGAUCCCUGCUGCGGUUCUUUGUCCCUUCUCUAAGGAUGACAUUGUGGCUCUCGUGAGAUCCUCUUACUCUUCUUCUUCUUCUGUUACUUUUAGUAUUGCAGCGAGGGGUGAGGGUCAUUCGCUGCGUGGACAAGCCAUGGCUCCAGGUGGAGUGGUUGUAGAUAUGAAAGCUAUGGGCAUUAACAGUGGAAGAAUUAGUGUAUGUGGUUCAGCUUUUUAUGCAGAUGUGGGAGGAGAACAGCUAUGGAUCGAUGUGUUGAAUGCGACCCUUGAGCACGGGGUUGCACCCAAGUCUUGGACGGACUAUUUGUAUCUUACCGUUGGGGGAACCCUCUCUAAUGCAGGCAUCAGUGGACAAUCCUUUCGCCAUGGCCCUCAGAUCAGCAACGUCCAAGAGUUGGACGUCGUUACUGGACGUGGUGAGGUGGUGACCUGCUCCAGGCACAUGAACUCGGAGUUGUUUUGCGCAGUACUGGGAGGACUUGGCCAGUUUGGGAUUAUCACCAGAGCAAGAAUUUCUCUAGAGCCGGCCCCAACCAGGGUGAAAUGGGUACGCAUGCUCUACCAUGAUUUCUCGGCUUUCACAAGAGACCAAGAGCAUUUGAUCUCAAUCAACCUUAAUGAAGGACAAGGGAUGGUGAAGGGAUUGGAUUACGUGGAAGGUUCAGUUACGUCCCAGCUGAGUCCUGCCAAUAAUUGGAGGUCAUCCUCAUUCUUCUCCAAGGCUGACCAUUCCAGAAUUUCUUCUCUUCUAGCAACCCAACAACAUGACAUCCUUUACUACUUAGAAGUGGCCAAAUAUUACGACCAUCUAACUGUUGAUACUGUUGAUGGGGAAUUAGAAGUGUUGCUCAGUGGGUUGAGCUUCAUUCCUGGACUCAUCUUUGCCAAAGAUGUAUCAUAUGUAGAUUUCCUGAAUAGGGUUCGAAGUGGUGAACUAAAGCUUCGUUCAAAAGGACAGUGGGAUGUUCCUCAUCCAUGGCUUAAUCUCUUCGUACCCAAAUCUCGAAUCUUGGACUUCGAUGCCGGUGUUUUCAAGGGCAUCCUUCGACAGAGCCCGAGCCUCGUCGGUCCCAUCCUUGUCUACCCCAUGCUUCGAAGCAAGUGGGAUGAUAGGAUGUCGGCAGUAAUUCCAGGUGAAGAUAUCUUUUAUUCUGUUGGAUUACUACAAUCAAUAAGUCCAAACGGAACAACACAGGAGUGUAGAGAAGAUCAUCAUCAUUUAGGCUUGGAGGAGCAGAACAGGAAGAUAUUAGAGUUUUGUGAAGAGGCUAGCAUUAAGGUGAAGCAAUAUCUUCCCAAUUAUAGAAGCAGGGCAGAGUGGAUGAAUCAUUUCGGUCCGAAAUGGGAGGUGUUCAAAGAAAGGAAAAAUAAUUUUGAUCCAUUAGCAAUACUCUCCCCAGGACAAAGGAUUUUUAAUUAAUUUCUAAGACCAGUGUUUUCAUCUUAAUAUUUGUAUCAGAGGACCAUAAUGAGUUCUUAUAAUGUUUAAUGGUUACUAGUUAAUUAGCUUCCCUUUA
Macadamia integrifolia is the source of this 1816-nucleotide messenger RNA. RefSeq names its product cytokinin dehydrogenase 3-like. Bases 91 to 1719 code for a protein of 542 amino acids. Gene Ontology annotation, molecular function: cytokinin dehydrogenase activity; FAD binding. The transcript has 4 exons. The record is from RefSeq and is a predicted model, not a curated record. Lineage: Eukaryota; Viridiplantae; Streptophyta; Magnoliopsida; Proteales; Proteaceae. Gene Ontology annotation, biological process: cytokinin metabolic process.